Gymnogyps californianus (California condor) is the source of this 701-nucleotide messenger RNA. Its product is annotated as twist-related protein 2-like. The record is from RefSeq and is a predicted model, not a curated record. Gene Ontology annotation, molecular function: DNA-binding transcription factor activity, RNA polymerase II-specific; RNA polymerase II transcription regulatory region sequence-specific DNA binding; protein dimerization activity. Lineage: Eukaryota; Metazoa; Chordata; Aves; Accipitriformes; Cathartidae. The transcript has 2 exons. Bases 124 to 609 code for a protein of 161 amino acids. Gene Ontology annotation, biological process: developmental process; regulation of transcription by RNA polymerase II.
UGGAUGCUCCAGGCUGCACCUCUUGAGCGGGCGCUGGCUCCUCUCCAGGCCGCCUCGCCGAUGUGCUGUGGCCGUCGCAUCUCGUGAGACCCCAGAGCCCUUCGCCUGCAAGGUGCCGAGAAGAUGAAAGAGGAAAGCAUGUGCCCGGACUCCCCCGAAGGCAGCCUGGUCACCAGCGAGGAGGAAGGCGAGCGGCUGCACAAGAAAUGCCUCCGCAAGCGUGGCCAGGGGGGCAAGCCGGCGGAGGACUGCGGGGCUCCCUCGCCGCAGGGCAAGCGGAGCAAGCGCAGCCCCGUCCCGCAGUCCUUCGAGGACGUGCACACGCAGCGCGUGAUCGCCAACGUGCGGGAACGCCAGCGGACCCAGUCGCUCAACGACGCCUUCGCGGAGCUGCGGAAGAUCAUCCCGACGCUGCCCUCCGACAAGCUGAGCAAGAUCCAAACCCUCAAGCUGGCUGCCCGCUACAUAGACUUCUUGUACCAGGUCCUGCAGAGCGAUGAGCUGGACCACAAGAUCACCAGCUGCAACUACCUGGCCCACGAGAGGCUCAGCUACGCCUUCUCCGUCUGGAGGAUGGAAGGGGCUUGGUCCAUGUCCGCAUCCCACUGAGCCGGGGUCUUACGCCUCCGCCUCAAUGGAAACAAGCAGCAGCUCGCCAGCGCCCGGGCACCCAGACCCAGCCACCCCGCUCUCCUCCAGCA